Molecule: messenger RNA, 7415 nt
Organism: Bacillus rossius redtenbacheri
Lineage: Eukaryota; Metazoa; Arthropoda; Insecta; Phasmatodea; Bacillidae
Product: low-density lipoprotein receptor-related protein 11
Exons: 12
Coding region: 355-2055 (566 amino acids)
Molecular function (GO): protein binding
Source: RefSeq, a predicted model, not a curated record
AAAACACACCACGAGAUAGCACUAUCUGCGGCUAAAACUUUCUGUUAUAUUAUUUUCAUAUAGAUUUAAAGAUGUUAAUAAUUCUAGAAACACCAAAGACUUUAGUGUUUUUUUUUACAAAGUUCAAUUUCAAACAAGAUCACGGAAAAUUUUUGUUUAAGUGUUGACAAUUGAAAGUCAAUUGUCGUCUGCUGGUGGUGUGUUUUAUAAAUGUGCUUGGUUGAGAUGAAUAUCGAUCGAUUUAUUUGUAUGAACAGCGUUCCAAAGAGUAUUAUAAUGCAGUUGAGUGUUUGCAUCGUUGCUUUCUGUGUAGUUAAUCUCUUGAGACAUAUAAAAUAAAAAACUAUGUUUUGAAUGAAUGCUUACUUCUAUUGCUUGAAAAAAAUGUUUGUUUUGGUGUUUGCAAUGAUGUGUGUAUUCACACCCACUGUUUACGGUUUCGUGGAUGAGUUAAGUUUGAGUGUUAAAAAUAAUAAUAUAUCCAAAAGAUAUGACUUGGAUCUGCAAACUUGUAUUGAGAAUUUUGAUGUUCAUUUGGAUAAAAUUAUAAGGACCCAGGAUUCUAGAGCGAUGGGUGCAAAUUACAUUAACGAAUUCGAUGUAGGUUCCAGAGAAGAGUGCCUAAGGUUGUGCUGUGAAACAGAUACUUGUGAUGUAUUCGUCUUUGAAGAGAAGAGCCCGGGCAGCUGCUACCUGUUCCACUGCGGCUCGCCGGACGACUUCAAGUGCAAGUUCACGAAGCACCACAACUACACGAGUGCCGUGCUCACGGCCAGCAAGCACGCCAGCGAGCUCGAGUCGCAGAUCAAGCUGACCAAGCACGAGGAGGAGCUGACACGGCUGAGGAAGCCGCCUCAAGUGGCUGCCGAGGCUACUGCCGCGCUCUUCCCUCCAACCACCAACAGUCCAUCCCGGGAGGUCGUGCCAUUGGCUGUGGCCACACCCAACACACUCACCAGCCGCAGGUGCAGCCGCUACCAGUUCGAGUGCCGCUCGUCGGGCGAGUGCAUCGCCAUCUACAACGCGUGCGACGGCAUCCCGCAGUGCAGCGACUCCAGCGACGAGGCGGCCGAGCUGGGCUGCCCGGCCCAAGCGGUGGUGACGACACCAGCCGCGCCGGUGACUGUGCCGCGGCAGCCCGGUGCGCCGUACGCCUGGCAGCGGGAGCCAGUGUCAGGGGUGUCUCCGGAGGGCCACCGCCCCAGUGGGAACACAGCCCCCGAGCAGCACUUCCCCCCCGCACCCCCCGCCCCGGGCAGCCUGCUGUACGGCCGCGAAGGGGAGGGCUACGUGCAGUGGCCGGCCUACCAGCAGUACCGCAAGCAGUACGAUGACGGAGGGAACAGUCACAUCUUCAACCACAAGAGCAGCGGGUUGGUGUCUGAGACCGACAGUCCGGCCGGGUCGUACGGCGAAGGCCUGCGCGCUGGCUACUAUGUUGGCGGCAGCGGAGACACGGUGCCUCGGUACCGACAGCCUGUUCCCGGUGGCUGGCCGCAACAAGCCGACUCCCACGACGAGGGGAUGCGCGGCAGCAAGCUGUCGCCGGACUACUACUACGAGGACGGCCAGGAGGGGAGGUUCCGCGGACACAGGCCCCCAGCCCCGCUCCCGGCUCCCCGGGGCAAGGGGCAGCAGCAGCUGGUACCUGCAGAGACACUGCCGCAGAGAAAGGGAUCGAUAGCUGUGGAGGUGCUUGAGCCUCAGUCCUCGACAACCACCACUACACCCACGACCACUGCUGCCACCACGGCUGCCGUCGUGCCGCCAACCACCAGCCUCCCCACCACCGCAACCAGGAGACCCGGCCACCGCCACCACGACCACCACGACCACCACGACCACCACGACGAUGACGUGGAGGUGGAGCUGGAGGAGCACUGGGGCCGGCCGGUCGGGGCCGUGCUGUCGCUUGCCAUGGGGCUGUGCAUCACGUGCGUAAUGGUGGUGCUUGUGGCGUGCCGACUGCGCAUGGUGCAGCGCCGGCUGAGGCGGGGCGGCAAGUCUCCGUACGCCCACGAUGCAGACUACCUGGUCAACGGCAUGUACCUGUAGCUCCUUCGCCUCUGCGUGGCUCAUCCUUGUUGCCAGAUAUAUGCCAUAGAGCACACAAGUUUUAGGCACACCUUUAUAAUUAAUGUAAUGACAAUUUUUUUUAAAUGUACCUGAAACAAUAUAUUUUAACAAGAGCAUCAUCUGAUAAUAUUCAGUUUUUACUUCUAACGAGAAGUAACCAAAAUAUUAGUGAUGCACCGAUUCCGAUACCGAUUAACGAUAAUCGCCGAUAAUUACAUUUUACCGAUUAAUCGUUAUCACCGAUUAUUUAAAUACCGAUACCGAUGUAAGUUGUAUUUUACGCAUCCUUUAUUUUCUCGUCAGAUUUCGUAGACAUAUUUCGCCGCAUAUCUUACGCCAGAUUUUAAAUAAAAAAAAUUAGGCGCACACUCACUAUUUUAAUUUAGUAUUCAUUCCCGCCGCUAUUUAUUUUGUAAACACGCAACUAAGAACCAUAGAUACCUGCAUACAGCUCAAAGUUGUACUGCCAACUUUAGAAUAAGACAGCAUUAAAGUGGUUACGAUUACGAUCAGGUUUAGCAGCGCUAGCAAUCAUAGUGAGAAAUAAUGAAAACGUCCGGAAGGAGAGAGCGAUUGCUUUAGCACCAAAUGUUUGCGAACUUCAGUGUUGGCUAACUUUCCUGUUAUUGGCGUCUUUGUUGACAUCAUAUAAUCUAUGGAAGUAUUCCGAAGGUGUUGUGUUUUUAAAUGUAAAUGUUUAUUAUUGCGAAUGCGUAUUUAUUAAAACGAGACUGUUUUAAACAAUGGCGCCUGUGAAGAUAUUUUAAUGCUUAGUAUUGCUUGAUAUAUUAUUAUUUGUUUAAUUUAGCUGUUGGAAAAUGAAAAUGUGAUAAAAUAAUCGGUAAUCGGUUUGUAUCGGUAUCGGCCGAUGUUUAUGUUGGUUAUCUGUAUCGUUUCGGUAAUCGGUAAAGCCUUAUCGGUGCAUCACUACAAAAUAUGCCAUCUUGGUCUCAAUAUUUAAUAUUCAAAAUUUUGGCUCUUUUUGAGCACAGUACAUAAUUUUAUGGAAAGCCUCAAGUGACCGACUGCUUCUCCUCUAAAAUUAGUCUUCCGUCUUUUUUCUUUCAGAAUGACUGCACCUGUAAUAAUUCUGUAAAUAUUUUAUGGUCUUUGAAAGAUUAAAAAAUAGUAAAAUUAAAACUUAUUGUAAUUUAACAUUAAAUACAAAAUAAGAUUUUUUUAUGUCAGCAAGCUGGGUAGUAACAAUCUGGUAACAGUGGCUGCCAUUUGCUCCGUAUUGCAAACUAAAUGUUAUGUAUGUUUGGAGACUGCCCUGUUCAUUGUUUAUGUAACCGACUAAAUGUGGCUGGGAUUCUACUGAUGAACUAAGUGAUAUGCUUGUGUUUUUCUUCAUCAACUUGGCACACCGUGCAAAUAAGGCUAUCAACGCUGCUACAUCUGAAUCUUACAGACUUUACAGGAGAAAGUUUUUUUUGCGAAACAUUUUCAUCAGCAUUACCAUAUUGAGCUCAGUGUAUAUUUUUUAGUGGUGCACCGAUAUGACUUUACCGAUUACCGAUUCGAUUACCGAUUAUAAGAGCAAUAAUCGGCAGAUACCGAUUCAGUUACCGAUUAUUAUGAAGAAAUUUUUUUAAGUGUAAUAAUGCACACAAAAUUUUUUAUUCCCAUGUGAAUUUAAUAACAAGAUUAGGUAAAAUUGAGAAUACGGUUAUAAUAACAGUAUAAAAAUAUAUAAAAUACACUAUUAAGUCAUUGCAAAGUGUAAAUUAAAUUAACUUCUAUUUAUAUUUGAUAUUGUAAACAACUUGGAACUACAGUCUAAUAAUUGUAAUUUACAAUGGGUAAGUUUUUGUUGCGGAAAACUAGCAUUAUUAUUGACUAUCACAUAAGGUUGCAUCAAGAAAUUACCGUUUAACAAUGUAAACAUGCUGCUUUAUUUUUUUCUCUUGAGUUUAUAGAAACAUGUUUCCACACUUCACUUUUUUUUCUCCCUACUCGCCAUCUCACUAUAAUUAUAUAAAAAUGACUAAAAACCAAUUCUAGCACAUGUGAUUUUAUUUAUGUUGACUGAAUAUAUAAAAUUAUAAAUACUUUUUCACUUUUCACGUCACAUACAAAUAACAAACGGAUAAUGUUACCAAAGACGCCCAUAACGAGUUUGUAAAACGCAGUGAUAAAAACUAGAAGGUAUCGGGACCACGAUUUUGAACCGCUACUACGACUCGAAAAGAUCGAUUGUCAUAGAAUCCACUGCAACUGUUUGUGGUAUUUUGAUUGCGUGCCAUCUAUUUUACGUCUCUGGCUAUAGGUAGUGUACAAGGCCACUAAACAAAAGACAGAACAAAAGACAAAACGUAAAUAAACGUGUAGGUAAAAUUUAUUUUUUAUUGUUAGAGGCAAUGAGAUUUAUUAAACUUAACAAAAUAUCUGUAAUUAUGAUAUGACGGAGUUAGAUGAAUUUUGUAAUAUAUACAAAUAUUACCGUAUUUCGUCCUAAAAUGUGUAACAAAAUAGUACACGGUAAAAAUCUACUUUACGCCAGGACGUAAAUAAUCGGCAAAGUAAUCGUUAAGAUAAUCGCCGAUUACGAUUAAUCGGUAAGUACCCAUAAUCGCCUAUUACGAUUCAUUGGUAUCCGCAUCGGUGCACCACCACUAAUAUUUUUUAUAACUCAGUCUUAAAGAUAACUCUACUAACAGCAAUGCUACUGUUGUAAAUUGUUUUGGGUUCUCUUUCUGUUAACUGAUUGGAUAGCUUAAAUCAUAAGAAUAAAAUUAUUCUUAUUAGAAUCUCAAGGAUGUUUGUGUGUUUUGUAUCCAACAGCCAAUUUUCAAGAUGGUUAAAAUUCUAGGGACAGGUACUUUUCGCGAUCGCGAAUCACCGUCGUUAUUUCGCGAUUUUGGCCCUUUAUUUACGAAAAUGCAAAUUUUGCGAUUUUCCACUUUUGUCACGAAUUUGGUCAAAAUUUCGUUAUUUGAAGCUUAAAUUGCCACAAACACAUAUAAUUUAGAUAUAAUUCAUCUUCCGUUCGUAACACCAGCGCACCAAUAAAAAAGAAAACAAUAAAACAACUACAUAAAAAUACAUUUUACCGUGCCGACAACAUUACUAGGCAAAACUAGGUAAACAAUUCAUUUUCUCCAGCCAUAACCACAUUCUGUGGCAAUAAUAGCACGGCGAGGUUAACGACCACAGAUGACGGUAAUCCAGGACCGUUUACAUUUUGUAUUUUAACAUUACAAGCUUCAACAUUUGUUUCUCGUGCCAUGAAGUUAUCAAAACAAAACGUGUUACUCAAUAGACGUGUUAUCAACGUAGCAGUACGAGAAUGCGAGAAAGAACACGAACGUUUACGAACAAUCGAUUGUUGUUAAAUCAUACAAUCAAUCGUGUUCGGUAGAUAAAAACGAUACCGCGUUCGGAACGCGUAAAUUUUGAUAUCAACGAAAAUUACAAGUGUGUUUUUUCUUCAUAAUUUACUUAACCAUAAAAUACUUCAGGCAAUUUUAAACUGCGACAAACAAAUUGAUGGAUGUAUGUAAUUUUUUUUCUUCGGUUGUGUUAGGUUACUGCACAUGAGUGCAUUUAUUAUUAUUCGGUGGCUAUUCGUUGCGGUAACUGAACAAAUAUCGUGUUGACAGUUUUCUCGCUGCUUCGCUGUGCCGAAUCAGUGCUACUUUAGGCACGAUUUUUUUUAUUUUCUUAGUUUUACAAAAUUUUAAAUUUUUUUAUAACUUCAAUUUUCCUCCUUCACCCGCUGCUUUCGCCCCCAUCCAAACUUGUUCGGUCGAGUGUACCGGCAGGUUAGCUUGUUGAGCAGUAUAGUGCUCUCACCGCCGUUUCCCACCAAAUUUGCUGGUUCUAGCCGACUACAGGGCUAUUAUCAGCAACGGUAUCCACUGGCCGUCGCGUCUCGUCACGAGUUUAGCGCUACGCGUGACGAAAGUAGCCACCCUAAGCUUCCCAUGGUCACCUCCACCCCUUCUCGGAGGUGUGCUGAAGUUUGCGGUCUCUAACACGUUUUUGUGUCCUUUUUUCAAGCUCCGCCGCACGUCCCGACGCCUGGCCGGCGAAGUCUCCCAGGGCAGGUCAUUCACCGGACAUACCCCCCACCCCUCCCUGGUCCACAGCGGUCAUCGGCCAGCCGCGCCAGUGACCAAUCUCAAGGCCAAAAUCCCCCCCCCCAACUUGCAAAAUGGCGGCCACCAAGUGCCGCGAUGGUCUCUGCGAGACUCCGAUCUGCAUGCCCACGCCAUCUAGCGGCGAAAGGACGAACCAGCUAUCCCCUAUCCCCACCAGGAGAAACAGUCGACCUCACACUUAGUCGAUAGGUCGCCAGAGCCCUUUUUUUUCUUUCGGAGCCCUUCGGAGCACUUCGGGUUUCCCGAUCCCCUCCUCCAGAGGAACAGACGACUGAACUAAAGUUUAAGUUAGCGUCCCGGCGCCAUUUUCAGGGAUUUUGAGGGCAGCUCUCGUCCAGCGCGCAUCUUUGCAACAGGUCGCAGUAACGACCAGCAGCUAUCGUGAUCCGCUUUCGGCGAUAAUGUAGUUGCUUCUGAGCCAGGCCAUGUCGCCUAGAUUUUUUUUAGUUUUUCUUAGUAGCUGCCCAAAUAGCUAAGUUUAACUUUAGUUUUUUUUUUGGUUUUCGCCAUAACUAUUUCUUCUAUGGCUACCGCGAGCUCCCGUGCCGCGCAUCCCCGGAUCACCCCCAGGGACAGCCACUAUCUACUUCACCCUGCCAGCUAAGGUAAGCUGCACUUCGUCCCACACAAACCUGUUAGGUUGCCUUUUUUUUGGGCUUAACUUCGCCCGUCAUAAACUGCCUGCUAACCAAGCUAAUCCAGGUGGAUUAUUGGUUACAGGCAGGGUUCCAGAAUCCCAGAGGGUUCCAGAAUCCCAGAGUACUUCAAGGACCCCAGACCAGUUCAAGAUGGCGGCCCAGUUCCGGCGCCACAUUUUGCACCUCAACAUGUAACUCGUGAGCCUCUAUAACGGAGUCUCCCUCCAUCUUUCGGCACCCCUCAAAAAGAAGUGAAGAACAGUUUAUAACUCCGCCAGUUUUAGGACGUUUUCCAUAUUAUUAUAAAAUAUUGUACUUUAAACACAUAUAUUUGUUUUAUGAGCCUGCGAGCUCAAUGUUCCUAAACAGUUGAACUUAGCAUAGUAUGAAAUUGUGUUCCCCCCCCCCCCGGCCCCUCUUUCUCCUUUUUUUAUUCGUUAGUUACUCAAUGUAAUGUAUCAAAAAUAAGAAUCUGACAUUGUUAGCAGUUUUGUUUGUAAUGGCUGUAAUGCCGCAAGAUAUUUUCUAAUGUAAGAAACCUAUCAAUGAAAAGAUACUAAACUACUAAUCAACAGUAAAAGCCUCUAAUGAAACCAAA